Messenger RNA from Iphiclides podalirius (scarce swallowtail), 849 nucleotides. The record is from the annotation of a GenBank genome assembly. NCBI's taxonomy places the organism in Eukaryota, Metazoa, Arthropoda, Insecta, Lepidoptera, Papilionidae.
AUGUCUGCUUGCGUUAAAGAUACGUUUCUGUAUUUUGCUUAUGGAAGUAACUUAUUAAAAAAGAGAAUUCACAUUAAUAACUCAUCAGCAACAUUUAUAGGCAUUGGACGGCUCGAUGAACACCAACUUGAUUUCAUGAGAUAUUCUGACCAUUGGAGAGGAGCUUCAGCUACUAUUGUUCCAUUAAAGGGACAUCAUAUCUGGGGAGCUAUUUGGAGAUUACACAAUAAUGACCUCAAAACCUUAGAUUGCUUCUACUUUUACACUUUAUAUUUAAAGAACUACAGACUGGACUUCAUAAGAUAUUCUAAGUUUUGGGGUGGUCCACAAGCUACAGUAGUGCCAACAGCUAAUGCCCAUGUUUGGGGUGUUAUUUGGCAAGUUGACUUAGACGACCAAAUAAUUCUAGACAACCAAGAGGGUGUCGACAUCAAAUGGUAUUACGUUAAAUUUGUUGAAGUUAAUACGCCGCACAUGGGCGUGUUCACGUGUCGGACUUACAUACAAAAAGUGAAUCCUUUGCCCAGAGGCGACAAUGACGAUAUUCCCGUUGAACGUUGGCCUUCACAAUCUUAUAAGCAUCUGCCGCCGAGCUGCACUGUUUCAGCGAGGCGUACACGCGGCCGCGACGCGUACCACUUUCAACCGCUCCAAUGUUCAAACUAUAAUCCCGAUUCGCUUUUAAAAAAAAAUGAAAAAGUGGAGCGGGACGGUUUGAAAAUCGAACGUUUCGAGCGAGUCGCCAGUGACGCGACGAUGCGCGUGCCUUUGGCCUUGAACGACGCACCGCUCAUGACCAAUUCGAAAAAGAUACGGCUCCUUACAACAGACGCUUGCGGUGUUGCUGUU